GGGACCAGACCAUACAUCAACACUCGACACGGUCAACAACUUGGGCAUCCUCUACGCGGACCUGGGACGGCUUGACGAGGCGGAGAAGAUGUACUUGCGAGCGCUGCAAGGCUAUGAGAAAGCACUUGGCCAAGAAGCAGUAAAGACGUAUAUACCAGCACUUAACACAGCUCAGAAUAUGGCAGUUCUCUUCCAGCAGACUGGUAGAACGCAGAAAGCAGAGGGUUUAUACGAACAGGCUCUCUUUAGUGUUGAAGCAGUUUUCGGGCGUACAAGCAAUAGGUACUGUAGUAUUGCUAAGAUCUUGGAUGCACUGCGCAAUAAUAGGGAGCAUGAAACAUAAAUUCCUAAUUUAAAGUUGAUGCUACUUCCUA
This is a messenger RNA of Mytilinidion resinicola, 374 nucleotides long. RefSeq lists its product as uncharacterized. The record is from RefSeq and is a predicted model, not a curated record. Gene Ontology annotation, molecular function: protein binding. The transcript has a single exon. Bases 89 to 343 code for a protein of 84 amino acids. NCBI's taxonomy places the organism in Eukaryota, Fungi, Ascomycota, Dothideomycetes, Mytilinidiales, Mytilinidiaceae.